Molecule: messenger RNA, 5558 nt
Organism: Acanthochromis polyacanthus (spiny chromis)
Lineage: Eukaryota; Metazoa; Chordata; Actinopteri; Pomacentridae
Gene: tmem51a
Product: transmembrane protein 51a
Exons: 3
Coding region: 442-1296 (284 amino acids)
Source: RefSeq, a predicted model, not a curated record
UAGGCCAAAUCUUUCCGGGUAUUUUAGUUUUAUCCUGUCAUUAAACCGUGACCGUUAGAGUGGAUUUCCCCGACAAGUGGCUCAGCAGCUCAGAUAAAGGAACAGCGAGAUAAAAAAUGAGAUUAAAAAAGAUAACACCAGAUAUCGGCCCACUUCCUCGCUGUGAAGGAGCCGACAUGAAGGGGUUAAUGAAACUGGAAGUGUCUGGAGGACCCUCCCUCCCAUCCGACUCAAAGCAAAGUUCCUGAUUCACAAAACGUUACUCGUCGCCAAAUUCUAACCAGCAGAAAGUCCCGUCGGUGUCUCCAGAGUUGGAUAAUAAACGCAAGAACAAGUCUGUGUGUUAAGAAGAAGCAAAAGAAGAAGAAGAAAAGUCGCUUUGUGAUGCAGAGUUGUUGACCUCACUGCAGCUGCUCUGACCGAAGUUUACGGACUGACAAGAUGCGUUCCACUGUGAUCGGAGCACAGAGCUCAGUUGUCAGUGAAGGGACUCAAAGCAACAACAACAACAACAGUGGCAGCAGCGAGAGAGAACACACUGGGAAUUCAGGCUCCCAGUACGCGCUGUGUGCUCUGGGGGUUGGACUUAUCGCCCUCGGUGUGGUGAUGAUCGUGUGGAGCGUCGUACCUGCAGACGUCGCCGGUAACAGCAGCCUGCCAGGAGGAGGCCCCAGCCCCGGUGACAGGAGGAAUAAAGCGUCUUCUGUGGCCUUCGUGCUGGCGGGCUCCGGGGUGGUCAUGCUGCUGCUUUCCCUGUGUCUGGGAAUGAGGAACAAACAGCGGGAGAUGAGGUUCCACGAGGCCCAGAGCAGCAGAGCCGAGGCGGAAAGGGUGCAGGAGGCGAUAGAAAGUGCUGAGGAGCAAGCCCAGCGUUAUGCCGUACCCACCUAUGAAGAGGCAGUAGGCAGCGGUCAGUAUCCCGUCCGUCAGAGCAACCUUCGCCCAAGCGCCUCCCAGCUCCCUUCCUACGACGACCUGGUCCAAGUGGAUGGCGUACAGUAUGAGAACGAGGGAUCAGAGGUCACGACUGCUGGACCACAGCCUGCUCCAUCGUCUGACGCUCCCAACGCUCCCAACGCUCCCAAUGCUCCCCCUCCUCCUGCUGCUGCUGCUGCUUCUGCGUCGAAUCGUAGACCUGCGAAAAACAACCGCAAGCUCCUCCCUAUCAAGAUCCGCAGGAUUAAAUCAGAGAAGCUGCACAUGAAAAACGUUGAUAACGCUCAGCCAGCCGCUGGAAUCAGCAUCGAACCGCUCACCCCACCGCCGCAGUAUGACGAUAAAGUACCUCCCAUCUAAAAUCAAGCUCCUGGAAUCCCUCAUGAUCGCUUGGUCUGGAUUUGGAUCUGCUUUGUUUCGCCAAGACUUGACUAUGGCGCCUUGCAGAACACACUCGGUGGCACUUUGUUGUAAAAUACAUCCUUGCGCCACAGAACUCUAAAGCCAGAACAGAAGAAAGCUUUAUUUUAUUUUGGAUCUCACUGGACAUGGGAAUCGGAUACAGAUAAUCGCCGGAUCCUUACUGUGGCAGAAUUUGUCAAACGUACUGGAUUUACUGCAUUCUGUGAUAGUGGGCUCCUGUUAGUACACGACCUCCACCGUGCACUGAUUGUGACAAAAAUCACAACACAUCAGCGAGAGGUUACAGUAAGAAUUAUUAUUUAAAUAGAUAAGAGCAGUGUUUAACAGUGGAAGGCUGUUCAGCGGUUUAAUGUGGGCUCCAUAGUGAGUGCUGUAAGUACUCGGUGUCACGCUGCACAGAAACUCUUCCUCACCGUCCACAGUUCUCUCUCUGCAUGUCCUCUUGACCUCACCAGAGAACGAGAGACAAAUUGGAUUUGUUUAAAACGUUGUGCACACGGGCCAGUCUGUUGGAUGUUGGGGCAUCGGUCAGCUGAAGUAGAAUGUACUUUUCAUAAUUAUGUUUUCCUUAGUGUCUAUUUGUGUGUAGUUCUGAAUCAUUGUGGCUGAGUUUUUUUUUUUUUUUACACCUGUGUAGGAAGUGAGUUCUCCUCCACAGAGCCCACUAUGUUCCUACAAGUGCCCAGAAUAGAUGGAGCAAACGCUGGCUCCACAGAGGGACGUACAGAAGGUGUAGUUCUCCUACAUGCUUGGACAGGUCAGCUGUAAUCUGCAGCCUCCCUGUUUAGAUGCCACUAAAUGCUACUCGCUGGUCCCUUAAUAGCAGCUUUGGUUUCACUGGACUUUGAUUUUGAGUUUUCUUUGUCUCCCUGCCUGCAAACCUGGAACAUCUGGUUUUCUUUACACACCAGCGUCCCACUUAUCAGCGCUAUUUUGAGACUCUUCUCUCUGUAACUCGUAUAAAACGAAGCUUUGUUAUCAUUUAUCAGCCCAGCCUCCUGUGACUCUCAGCCAUAGGCGGUCUGUGGAACACUACUCUAGCCUAAAGUGAAUGUUAUUUGAGUCAGGGCUAACAAAAUAUCCCCUGUUGUGUUUGGGUUUCGUAUCAAACCACUUGUGUUCCCAUCCAAAGCAGCAGUAUUUUUGACAACCCUGGUUUAUGUUUCUCUUUGGAAAGAAACUCUCUACAGGCGUGAUCGAACCGAGGCUAAAAAAAGAUGUAAAACUUGUGGGUUUUGUUUUAUUUCAGACGCUUCACUGUGUCAGAAAUAAUCCAAAAUGAGUAAGUUGCUGGCAGGGAAGCGAUGCUUUCCCCGCUGCCCAUUAGAGGACUGCUUUUUUUAUUCAUGGAAUAUGUUCUGAAAAUUAUUCUAAUUUUAUAAUUAGUAUUUCAAACUUAGUUAACUUCUGCAUUGUGUUAUAAAAAUCAUGUUUCAGUUAUAUUUGACUGCACACUGGGCCCUGUUCUGUCUUAUCCUGCUUUUUGUUAUAUUCAGGAUAGACAGGAUCAUAUUAGAAUAUCCCCCAAUUUGGAGCAUAAAUAGCAUGUUUAGUUUUAGCUCUUUGUUUCACAGUGGUGUGACUGAAUGAAUUACAGGCUUGGAAAACUCGAUUUCCUGCUAAACUCUGUGUGUAGUUUCUCAUCAGUAUCAGUGUUUGUUAUGUUAGCACAAUAAGAGUUUUAUUAAAUGUCAAUGACAGACUUUUAAAAGUAGAUCAGAUGCAAUUACUAAAUAUUUAUUCCUCUUCGUUGGUGGUGCCUGAGGCUGCCUAUGCAAAAAAAAACAACUCUCCCUGAUUGCUGCAUUUAGUGUCAGUAGUUUAAUUGAGUGUGGCAUGAACUGUUAUCAUUGCUUCUUUAAAGGUCUCAUACUGUGCUGUUGAAAGUCUCACACUUCCCCAGAACACGUCUUCAUUUAUUAAUGAGUGUGUGAGGCAAGGCCUUUCUAGCACUUCUAACUUUCUCUCUGAGUGAUCAUUUUACGUUGAGUUUCUAGCACAGAUAUUGUUUUUAACUCAUUUUUUAGGGUUAGUUUGUGAGACAGUCAGCAGCUCGGACGUGGUUCUAAAGUGACCGCCCCAUCAACACGUACUCUACUUGAUCCAUUAUCUGACUACAGAAACAGAAAAAUAAUGCAAAUAAGAGCAGAUUUAUGGAGACUUAGGCUGUAUUAAAAUACUGUAUGUUGUGAGCACAGAGAGCAGGAGAGAAGCAAACAGAUUUUAACAGUGGCUGAACUGAGUAAUCCGCUUAGUCCUUGAAGUUAGCACGAUCUCUGAAUGUCUACAGAGUUCUAACUUGUGGAUAUACAGAGCAAAUGGUGUUAUUUACAUUAGCCGCACAAUAUGCUAGCACUAAGGAUUUUUCUAUCGUUGUGGUGACAUGACCUUUAUUAAUAAGUGAUUAACUGGGCCUUCAGCACCUCAGAUGCAUGAAGAUUAUUCACUCUUUCAGUCAACGUAUAUUGUGUUUUUCUCACAGUUUAGACAUUUUAGAGUUAGCAGAAAUAGCUAUGCAGAGUAAAGAAACCUAGCACAAUUUAAGACAGAUGCUCUUUUGGAAUAACUCAUCCUAAAGUUUAUUUUUUUAUACACAAAUUAUUCAAAGCUACGUAACCAUUGGUCAGUUGGAAUGUCAGUAAAAUGCCUGCUGGCUGUCAAAGCUGGGAGGUUAUCUAGUUGUAAAAAGAUUUCAGGAUCAUCCCAAGUAAAUGUUUUCACAUCUGAGCAGCUUUUAUGUUGCACCUGUAGCUUCAUAACAACCACAAAAUGCAAUAAAAAUGAAAAAAUACAUAUAAAGAUUUUCACUGUAUGAGAUGCGUGAAGCUGUAGUAACCAGUUUUGACCAGCAGAGGGACCAAAGUUGCCAAAUCAAACCCGAUGUGCCAUCAGUUGGUCACUUUGCCGGGGUAAGCAACUUAGCAAGUGACAAACAUUUCUGCAUUUCCACCAUUAAAGCCAGGAUUCAGUAACUCUUCCUGAGAAACCACUUUCUAGGAAGAAAUUACUUUACAGGGUGUUCAAGGCCCCAUUUUCUGGAGUCGUUAUGCAGCCGUAAUAAGUUUGUUCUCCUGUUUUACACACUAAAGUGCCUUUGUGCUCAGAGCAACACUUCCUAAAACAUUUCAAAAGACACUGUACGACUGAAGCUGUGUUAAGUCCACUGUUGCUCCUCUGACAGAAGGAAGGAGGAACUGGUGAGUAGCUGAAAGCCUUUGCCCUGCAUUUGUGGAAAACACUGUGGAGUUGUGAGGGCUGUUUCUGCCUCUCUGGGCUUCUUUUUGUUCUUAUUUGAUGCGACCAACAGAAAGACUCUUUGACUGUGCAGCUGUGUGAUAAUUACAGCAACUGUUGCUCACUCCUUCCACCACAGCUUGACGUGUAGCCAUGUUUUUAGAUGAAACUAUGCAGAGAAUGAGCAGAAAGAGAAUAGAAGCCGCUCCAGGCUUUUUUUUUUCAGUGAAACGCUUUGAGUUGCAUCAGUAGACACUAUUCUAUCAAUACCUGUCAGCGCGCCUUUUUUUCCUCUUUGCUCAUUUAGAAAUGAACAGCUGAAGCCAGAUGAAUGACUUAUGAGUCACUCCUUUCAUUGUUACUAAUGUUUUAAAGUUGCACAGCUUCUCCUCUUUUGUUUUGUGAGAUAAAUGGCACCUUUCAUUCAUGUCUUCACUCCUACCUUCUGCUGGAGUAGAAUUAAAUCCAUUAAAGCUACUUUAUCAUCGUCAACAGAUUAUGUUAUUGCCAAGUUUCUCUCCGUUGAUUUAAAGUUAGCCUCAGCACAGAGGAGCAGAGUCAUAGUGUCUCUUCAGUGUUCUCUUUGGAGUUCAACACAUUUCUUUAACUUGUUAUCGAAGCUUGUCGCACGAUGUUCUUUGUUGUUCAUCAUGCUCCGUACUGCACACAUCGGCAUUGUACCUCAUUUGCAAAGGACCAGUUAACUACAUGAUUUUUUUUUUAGCUGUGUUGUCAAACUGUUUUACAUUGAUGAAUGAUGAUGUUUGGAUUCAGUCAUUUUUAUGCAGAUGAGUUCCCAAACCGAUGCUGUUUGUUGUCGGUUUCAUUUAUUGUUGCAUUUUUUAUCACUUAAAUCUCUGUACUGUGAAUAUAUGCGUUUCUAUGAUUCUAAUGUUUGUGUUGGAAAAUAAGUUUUUGUCUCAUGAAUAUUUUAUGAGAAAUAAAAGGAAGUAUUUGUUAAAUAA